Molecule: messenger RNA, 360 nt
Organism: Nicotiana attenuata
Lineage: Eukaryota; Viridiplantae; Streptophyta; Magnoliopsida; Solanales; Solanaceae
Exons: 1
Coding region: 1-360 (119 amino acids)
Source: RefSeq, a predicted model, not a curated record
AUGAAACAGUUGAAUCUGGAUAUUGAGACUACGGGAACAACUAGAGUCACAGAAUUACAUGAGCUAGACGAGUUUCGAUAUCUUGAUUUCGAGAGCACGAGGUUGUAUAAGGAGAGAAUGAAGAGGUUGCACGACAAGAACAUUGUGGAGAGAAAUUUCAAGCCCAGAGACAUGGUGCUGCUUUAUAACUCAAGAUUAAGGCUAUUUCCGGGUAAACUUGCCAUAGAAAUUGCUUCAGAGAAAGACUCUCAUAUAUUUAGAGUCAAUGGGCAGAGAUUGAAACCAUAUGUAGGCAUGGAUGAACAAAAGGAAGUGUCAGUGAUCCAUCUGACUGAACCUCAGAGGUCGAGCGAGCCUUAA